This is a messenger RNA of Peronospora belbahrii, 1050 nucleotides long. The record is from the annotation of a GenBank genome assembly. Lineage: Eukaryota; Oomycota; Peronosporomycetes; Peronosporales; Peronosporaceae.
AUGUUGCUUGGUGACGAGUCUUUAUUUUGUACAGAAUAUCUAUGGGAUUUGAGCCUAGAACGCCAAAUUUUUGGUCUCAAAGAGCACUUCCGUUUUCAGCGCUUCAAAGACGACAAUCAUCAAUUUCAAUACCACUGGGCAUUUAUGCCCAAACUUACAGUGGCCGGUGGCCUGAUUGUUCUCGUGAACAUCGGCUUUGUAGCUGGUGGUAUCCUGUUACUGCGAUAUAAUUCAACGCUCGAUAGCAACGGUUGGGCCGAUGUGCUGAUGGACACAGACUACGAGGCCGCUUCAAGUAUCGUCACUUCGAUGUUGCAGUUGCUGGGAAUUACUAUCAUUGCAUUAGCGCUGGUGGGUAUUGUGGGUGCCAUCGUUCAGAACCGCCUGCUACUUGUCUUGUACUCGAUUGUCAUGGUCGUUACCAUGUUGGCAUUUGGCGUCUUGGCAGGUACAGCUCUUUCGUUUCGGACCAAGAUGACGGACUGGGAGACGACGUCUUUCCCUGCUGAAAAUGAAGAGGCCAAGUUGGCAGUAAAAUUCAACGAGAUUUACUGCUAUGCACAAGGAUACUAUUACUGUAAUCACGCCACGGCGAAAGAGGCUUACAACAGGUUUGUUCCAAACGCGUCGUCUGAGCUUGCAAAUUUGCUGCCCAAUGCGACAGGUAUUGUAUCGUUAUGCGACGAGAUUAUUGGUACAACCACGGUGGAUGUCUUGAAUACAGUAUGUGAAGCCUGUAAGAUGUCAACUACGUACGCUAAAUACGACAAGAUCCUGACCUGGGCGGAAAAUCAAUGUCCUAGAAAUUCCGCAACUGGCAUAUGGUGCGCUGCUUUCUUGUCGACAGGAACUCCAGGAGAAACGUACAAUGGUUCUCCGUACGGUCACUGUCGACCUAUCUUUCUAGAUAUGGCCAUUGAUUGGAGCUCUACCAUUGCAACGGCUGGACUGAUAGUCGCUCUUUCAGCAGCUAUUAUCGUAGCACUAGCUUGCUUUACUCGUCGUUCAAAGGUUGCUGCUACUGAUUAUGACCGUGUCACGGAGAUGUAG